Messenger RNA from Clonostachys rhizophaga, 948 nucleotides. Lineage: Eukaryota; Fungi; Ascomycota; Sordariomycetes; Hypocreales; Bionectriaceae. The record is from the annotation of a GenBank genome assembly.
AUGCUCGAUCCACCCGACGGAGCAGGCCGGACUCUUCGCGACAUUUCGAUUGCCUUUCUGGUGCUGACAUGGGUUGUUGUUAUCCUUCGCAUGUCGGUGCGUAUCUCGAGGAAAUGUGUUGGUGCAGAUGACUGGUCUAUGGUCGGGGGGUUGGCUCUUUUCUCAGUUGUCUGUGCUACGACCAUUAUGUCGGCAUACAAUGGUAUAGGGGCAUAUGAUAACCAGACAUCGCCAGAAACGAAACAGGAGGGACGGAAGUGGUUUUUCCUCUUCCAAGUCUUCUACUGCGCCAACACCGUUCCGAUCAAAUCUUCUAUUUGCAUCAUGCUGAUACGACUCACUCCGUUCGCCGUCUACCGUUAUAUCUUAUACGGCGUCAUCAUCUUUAGCACCAUCUCCGCAUUUGCUAGCAUUGUUGGGAUCGUGGCCCUGUGCACUCCAGUAGCCAGAACAUGGAAUCUUAACCUGCCGGGUCACUGUGGUCCGCCAGAAGUUCUUACGAGAUUGGGAUAUUUCAUCUCCGCCUCAUGCAUCGUGUCCGAUUGGUCGUGUGCCGUCAUGCCCAUAUUCAUCCUUUGGAACAGUCAAAUGAGAUGGUUGAUGAAGAUUUCGGUUGGAGUUGUCCUGGCACUGGGUGUUUUAGCCAGCACUGGAAAUCUUGUACGCUUCCAGUAUGUCAUCGCAUACGAAAAUACAACCAACUAUUAUUACGGGAUCGCAAAUAUCGCAAUCUGGUCGAUCGUCGAAUCGGGAACCGGCAUCAUUGCUGGAUCGACACCUGCAUUGGCGCCCUUGAUCAAGCAUAUACCGAUUAUUGGUAGGGGAUUUAUUAUAACUCCCGAGGGUGGCCAACAGGCUACUCAGAGAAGGUGGCGGCUACGACACAUUACCAACCCUUUCCCUACGAGUUUUAAAACAGAAGAUCAAUCUCGGCCACAGCGGACUUAA